AUGGAUGACGGUGCUGUGAAUCCGUUAGCCAGUCAAGAUCCGACACAAACGAGUGCUUCUCAUGGAACAGAGAGUAACCUCGAAACUGUUAGGUUGCUGAAAAUCCAUCGACAGCCAACGACAGGUCUCGCCCUUCUUGGGGCUCAGCAGGUAGGCGCAGUCCCCGAGUUUCCGUCAACCUUAUUUUACUUGAAACCAACGUGCACGAAAUUAGCGAAUAUACACUCAUUUGCAAACAAUUUUUUUCGCCCCAGGAAGAGCGAAACCGGCCGUGGGCUGAAGGAUUUUCAGCAACCUUAUGAGUAG
Molecule: messenger RNA, 306 nt
Organism: Opisthorchis viverrini
Lineage: Eukaryota; Metazoa; Platyhelminthes; Trematoda; Opisthorchiida; Opisthorchiidae
Exons: 2
Coding region: 1-306 (101 amino acids)
Source: RefSeq, a predicted model, not a curated record